Oldenlandia corymbosa var. corymbosa is the source of this 1773-nucleotide messenger RNA. NCBI's taxonomy places the organism in Eukaryota, Viridiplantae, Streptophyta, Magnoliopsida, Gentianales, Rubiaceae. The record is from the annotation of a GenBank genome assembly.
CAAAAAGCAAUAAAAGGCCCAAAAGGAGUGGGCUGACUAGCCUGUUAUCACUUUAACCCAGCCCACCGAUUCCAGCAAAGUAGCGCGGAGAAGAAGCAAUUUCUCUCUGGGACUCAGUAGCCGAAGACGGCGGCGGGAAUGGACACAGCUCUAUUUUCUCCGGCUUCCCUCUUUGCCGAUGCCGAUUCCUCAGAUGAGGAAAAGGAAAACAGCGACAGCUCUCACAGUUUUGUUGAAAGAAAGCACCAAUUCCCCGACAUGGAACUGGUCAUUCGGGAAUUUUCAUUUCAUGAGCUGAAUGCUAAUUUGUUAUGGCCCGGUACAUUUGCCUUUGCUGAAUGGUUAGUUCAACAUAGAUCAUGGGUGGAAGGAAGACGCAUAAUUGAGUUGGGAAGUGGUACAGGUGCAUUGGCUAUAUUUUUAUAUAAAUCGUAUAAGCUGGACAUUACAACAUCUGAUUACGAUGAUCCAGAUAUUGAAGAAAACAUAUGCCAUAAUUGUCAGUUUAAUGGGAUUACACCAGUUCUUCCUCACAUAAAGCAUUCGUGGGGAGAUGUUUUUCCGAUUCAGUGUCCGGACUGGGACCUGAUUAUUGCCAGUGAUAUAUUGUUGUAUGUGAAGCAAUACCCGAACUUAAUAAAAACCCUGUCCUUUCUUCUGAAAUCUUACAAGCCGCGAACUGGAGAGGCAGCUCCUCAUAGUACUCAAUCAAAUGGCCUGAGCAAUCUUUUGUAGCUAUGUGUCACAUGUCAGCACCUGCAAAACUCAGAAACGAUAUCGUCAGAGGGUAACCGUAUUGGAUCGUCUUUACACUCCGUAACCCUUCGUUUUGGUAUCAUCUCAAUAAAGCUGAUGUUAAACUCCGUGACCACCAUUUUUUUUUUUUGGUAAAUCACAACUCAAAAUCCAAUCAAAGAUUCGUCAUCGAUCGCGCAUGCAUGUUCUUCAGCUACCGUUUGAUGGUUUUAAACCCGUGAACUUCUGUUCUUCUGAUAUCUAUCAACCAGGUCGUGCACGUGACAGGAAAAAUUCGUGCCCAAAAUAGUAAAUAAAACUUGCCCAUUUCAUUUAAUUAUCGACUAGUACAUGACCUUUUAGUUUAACAAAGUAAACUGUUAAGAUGAUAAAUUUACAUAUCAUUACAGGUUUCAAUGUAGCUAGUGAUAAAUUUACAUAUCAGAUUGGCAUUGCUUUAUGGAUUUGAGAAGCAGAAGGAGUUUUAUUGCUUUCACAGAAGUCUAAAUGGAGUCUACUUCAAAUACUUCCCAAGCAAGCUGCUGACGGCCAACUUCUAUAAGAAGUCCGAGAAUAUCAUCAACACACACCUCAAAUCAUCAAAUCAUCAGUCUUUUAUUUUCUUUCUUCUUUUAGUCUUUUACUUCAUAUAUUUUAUGUUCUUUUCUAAAUGUAACCUAACAUAAAUAUGUGUUUGCCUAUUUUUCUUUAUAAAAAUAGAUAUUAGUUCAUGGAUUCUACUUCAGUGAAUUCGGUUUUUCUCUAUAAUAGUGUUCCAUCGAUAGACAUUCCCUGUCGCAGAUAGGCAAUCCCUGUCGACGCUACUAUCUUUCUGGUUUGUGUCAUAGCGUGUCAUCGACUACAUCUAGUCGGCGCUAAUAUCUUUUUUUCUUUUCCAUGUAAUAGUGCGUUAUCGGCACUACUUAUAGUUUGCCGGCGCUAGGAUUUUUUCCUACUAUUAAAAAUUAAUGCCAUUAAACUCGUUUCCCCCCUAUCUUCUUUAUUUUUUUUUCUCUUUAUUUACAAACCAAAGAGAAC